Messenger RNA from Cricetulus griseus (Chinese hamster), 2706 nucleotides. The record is from RefSeq and is a predicted model, not a curated record. NCBI's taxonomy places the organism in Eukaryota, Metazoa, Chordata, Mammalia, Rodentia, Cricetidae.
AUGGGAGGGACAGCCACUCUGGAAGGGGCAGCCCCCGUCAAGCAGGCGCCCCUGAGGGGACGGGACGGGACGGGACGCGGCGGGGGCGGGCAGCUGCUGGCGCCCCAAGGCAGGAUUCUAAACUGUUUGGAUGAGGAGCCGUUUGGCUUUGAGGCGGGAGGUGGAAAACAUUGCGAGUUAUGCUCGUUCGCAUCUCCCCUGAGCCUGGCCUCAGGCCCCAGGCGGCCUCUGAGAGCUUCAGGCCCCAAGCAGAUGAUAAGCUUUCUUUCUUCCCUUCUUAUUUUCGUCUUCGAGAAGGUGGGAAGAAGAGUCUGCAAGCUCCAUAACUGGUUAUUUUUCCUCUUUGUGUUUAAUUUCAGGAAAAGGAGAAGAAAUGAUGAUGAUAACCAUCUCCCACCCCAGACCAAAAGGAGCAGUAGGAACCCCAUCUUCCAGGAUUCCUGGGACACAGAGGAAGAGAGGAAUUCUGAUGCUAAUACUGAAGUCCCAAGAGUUUUUAGUGAGAGUAUAAAGUCCUCCAGCAGUGACAGCGGUGGGAGCAGCAGUAGCAGCAGCAGCAUCAACAGCCCGGACAGGGCCAGUGGACCAGAGAGCAGCUUGAGCCACAUCAUCCCUGGAUCCUGCCCCAGCACCCCCCAGCCGGUGCCCGAGCAGUCUGCACUGUGCCAAGGCCCUUACUUCCUUAUCAAUCAGACCCUGAAGGAGGCCCACUUUCACAGCUUACAGCACCGAGGUCGGCCUCUGACAUGAUGCUCCGGCAGUUUCUUGCCUUCUGUGAAGGGACAGCACUGUGCAGAUUGGAUAUUUCAACUUAAUGAUUUGUUUUUAAAAGUUGCACACAGAAAAAAAAAAUGCCUGUUGGCUUUCAGUCUAUAUUUGAGUAUUGGGUCAGCAGGCAGCUGUUUACCUGGGGUUUUGCUGCACUAUUGCGAUUUCGGAGGGGCUUGGGAGCAGUUUUUUAGAGGAUUCUUUUGAGAGAAGGCAUCAAGUCCGUGUCAUAGCAGUGUCUGAGGAUGCCUCCUGUGACUGAUUUCCAAUUAGACUUGUACUGUAUAUAAGAGCCUCUUAAAAUGUGGGAUCUUCAAUUUUUUAACUCAAUAAACUAGUAAAGAUUAUCUAGUUUCCAAGAAAAAAAAAACAAAACAAAACAUAAGUUUUCUCCCCAAAUACACGAAGCUUGACUCAGUCUUGCACUGACGUUAACUGCCAUACUACCUCUUAGUAUGUAGAUGUCCAUGGAAAGUGCUCCCUGGAAUGGAACAGUUUGAAUGCAACAGCCCACUCUGAAGACCGUGAGGCCAAGCACCUGCCCUAGUUGUGAUCUGUUACACAUUUGUAUUUCCAGGGAGAAUGUCAACUUCCCUAUCUGUUUUCUUCUAGUCUGCACCUCAGAGAACACUGCAGUUCUCUAAGUCAAGAAAUACCUAGUAACUGUCUUACAAACUUGCGUAUUAACAGCUUAACCGCUAACCCUUGCAGUGCCCAUAACCAAGGCAGUAGUCAGUGCUGAUGGAGCACGAGCUGCCAGGUAGCUGCAGAGGACUUAACUCAUGCUUGACCAGCACCCUGCCCUGCUAUGGGGCCACAUUCCAUCAGAACCAGGAAGACUGGUGGUGUAGGAACACAACAGAGGCACCUCUAGUCAAAACGGUGCACUAGUAUUUAAUAGAGAGCCGGGACAUUGUUUCCAUGCUACUUUGUCAUACUAGAGAGCCAGGCAAGCUUGAAUAAGGAAGGCGCAGGUGAGUCGUCUUCCUCGCCGGCGAGCUGUCUGAACAAGGAGCCAGGAUGCGUCUGGUCACCUACUCUGGAGAGUGCCUGGGAGCCAACCUGCCAUUAGAUGAAGAGGAAGUGCCUUAAGCGUCACCCUCAGCCUCCUGCCUGCUCCCCCUCCACGGCAUCCCACUCAGAGGCCACACAGCACAGGCAGCAGCACUGAGGAGCAGGGAUGACUAGUAAGAAGGGUCUGAGGGACUUGUUGGACCAGAGCGGGUUACACUUUGAUACAGCUACAGUCUGAAGGAGGCCCAUGCCAGGAGGAGUGAACAUGCGGGCCUUCCAUGGCCUGCUCCUCUGGGGGCCGCAGCACGGAAAGGCCAGCUGUGUGAUAUGGAAACUAGUGUCAUGAAGCCCGCAGUUCAGAAAGAAAGUUUUCUUUUAGGACUUUUUCCAGAUUUUAAAAUCAGAUGUUUGCCAAACUUGGAUCUUACUGGAUUUGCUGGCAGGGAAUGUGGGAAAGGAUACUUGACUGGAAUUCUGUGUAACAGGCAAACAGAACUAUAAGAGAAGCUGUCAAGCACACAUGUACACAACACAACCCAGAAAUACCCAGGAGGGCUCCGGCAGGCUUAUGGAUGGCGUCCUACCAAAACAAAACAUGUAUUAAUAAAACAAUGCUCAAGGAAGCCCGGUUCUUCCUAUUUCCCACCCAACUAAAGGCACAGAUGAAACCAUCCGCAAGACAAAGGGUCUUCUCCCCAUGCUGAUCCAAGUGCUGAAAUGCCAGCCAACAGUCUCUUUACCCUACAAAAUGCAAGAAACCAUCUCUAUCCCAUGCUGUGUGUUCUUAACGGUCUGGGUCUGGGUCCCUUUCUGCUUUAAGGCUAUUUGCUCGAGCUGAUGAAAAUCUUUCUUAUAAGCUCAAGCUAAGUGAAACCUUGUAUUCUGUUGCGCCGCCAUUAAAAGCAGCCUUAGUGCAUUGCCAUA